AUGGAACGAAUUAACAAAAGCCAUCCAGAAGAGUUUAUUCUACUAGGCUUUGCAGAUCGUCCCUGGCUGGAGCUUCCUCUGUUCAUUAUUCUGCUUCUAACAUACCCCAUGGCCAUGGUGGGAAACAUAGCCAUCAUUCUGGUGUCCAUCUUAGACUCCCGUCUGCACAGCCCCAUGUAUUUCUUCCUCACCAACCUCUCCUUUCUGGACAUGUGCUACACCACAAGCAUUGUCCCUCAGAUGCUAUUUAACCUGGGAGGAUCUGAGAAGACAAUCAGCUAUCUGGGCUGUGCCAUUCAGCUUUAUUUCUUCCACAUAAUGGGAGGCACAGAAUGUCUGCUUUUGGCUAUUAUGUCUUUUGAUCGCUACGUAGCCAUCUGCAAGCCUCUGCACUACACCCUCAUCAUGAAUCGGUGCACCUGUAUCCUACUGGUGGCCACUGUGUGGCUGGGUGGAAUGACCUACGCUGUCUCAGAGGCCACUGUCACAUUACACUUACCACUGUGUGGUCACAACACACUGGAUCACUUGAUAUGUGAGAUUCCUGUUCUGAUAAAGGCCGCCUGUGGUGAGAAGGGCACCAAUGAGCUCACACUCUCUGUGGUUUGCAUUUUCAUGUUAGCUGUGCCACUAUGCUUCAUUCUCGCUUCCUAUGCUUCUAUCGGACAUGCUGUAUUUAAGAUUAAAUCUUCGGAGGGAAGAAAAAAAGCCUUUGGCACAUGUUCCUCCCAUCUCAUUGUAGUUUUCUUCCUUUUUGGUCCAGGCAUUAGCAUGUACUUUCAGCCCCCCUCCAUCUCUAGGGACCAGCCCAAGUUCAUGGCUCUCUUCUAUGGAGUGGUGACUCCUACACUCAACCCUUUCAUCUACACUCUGAGGAAUAAGGAUGUAAAGGGUGCAUGGGGCAACCUGGUGAGGAGCGUUUUCACUUCCAAGUGA
Phacochoerus africanus (Common warthog) is the source of this 936-nucleotide messenger RNA. Its product is annotated as olfactory receptor 2B11-like. The record is from RefSeq and is a predicted model, not a curated record. NCBI's taxonomy places the organism in Eukaryota, Metazoa, Chordata, Mammalia, Artiodactyla, Suidae. Gene Ontology annotation, molecular function: olfactory receptor activity; G protein-coupled receptor activity. Gene Ontology annotation, biological process: G protein-coupled receptor signaling pathway. Gene Ontology annotation, cellular component: membrane.